AAGCUGGUAAGCCUUAAUAGAAAUAAGAUGAAAGUUAUGAAGGCACAUUGUGUUGAUGCAACUAUGCAAUUUAUUUAUUUUUUGCAACCACCUACAGAAAGACUAGAAAAAAAAACAAUAAACCACAAAAAUGUGAAGUAGUGUUAAUUAAGUGUUGAGGGAAAAGACAAUUAAACACAAGGAUAAAUUUAUAAAAAAAAAUAUUAGAAAUAAUGAGAAAAGUGAACUAGCGAUAACAUGAGCAUAGAGACUGAUAUGUGAAUAUGGAAGAAUGGAUGAAAUCAAACCAAAGAUGGCUGAAACUCAGGACCACCGUUCAGCUCUCGGGCGCCCUCUCCUCGUCCAUGAACCGGGCCAAACCACCGCUCAAGCGAGAGGACUCCUUCAUCAAGAGGUUCUCCACACGACAGAUAGCCGAGCUUCAGGACACCGUCGACCAGACAGAUGAGGAGGACGUUAGUAAAAAUUCCACCGGAUCUCCAAAGAUUCGAAAAAAGAAGAGGCAACGGCAACCAAGAACAGUUAUCAAUCCGUAUGGAAACGUUUUCUUCUAUUGGUUGUGUAGCUUAACUAUCUGCGUCCUGUAUAACCUGUGGACGCCCAUAGUGAGACAAGCCUUUCCGGAACUUCAGAGGAAACCGCAGCCCAUGUGGUACCUACUCGACGGGCUAACCGAUAUCGUGUUCGUGGUGGACAUCUUCGUACAGUUUCGAACCGGCUAUCUAGAACAAGGUCUUAUAGUGUACGACUUUAAGAAGCUGGCAAGACACUACAUGCAGUCCAAAAGUUUUAUGCUGGAUAUAGUGUCACUUAUACCUUUAGAUUUUUUACAAAUAGUGCUCGGUCCGCAGCCGUUAAUAAGAUUUCCAAGAUUCAUCAAAGUGUACCGUGUCUAUAACUACUACUACAUGGUAGAAUCGAGGACACUCUACCCCAACAUGUGGCGUGUCGUCAACCUCAUUCACAUUCUGCUUCUCCUCGCUCACUGGUUCGGCUGUUUCUAUUACAUGUUAUCGGAGGCUGAGCAGUUCGUAGGGGAGUGGACCUACCCUUAUGACAGUAGUCCUGAUUUUCAAACGUUAUCAAGAAUGUAUCUGGGAUCGGUAUACUGGUCAACGCUCACCCUCACUACGAUAGGGGACCUGCCGACACCGGAGACAAACAGGCAAUAUAUUUUUACCAUAGUUAGCUACCUGAUAGGAGUCUUCAUCUUCGCUACUAUAGUCGGUCAAGUAGGCAACGUUAUAACGAAUCGCAAUGCAAACAGAUUGGAGUUCGAGAGAUUAUUGGACGGAGCCAAGCUGUACAUGCGGCAUCACAAGGUUCCGAGAGCGAUGCAAAGGCGUGUACAACGAUGGUAUGAUUAUUCGUGGUCUCGGGGAAGGAUACAAGGCGGCGGGGACAUCAACACCGCCCUGGGCCUCCUGCCGGACAAACUCAAGACGGAGCUGGCCCUUCACGUCAACCUCCUCACACUCAAGAAGGUGAGCAUCUUCAAGGAGUGUCAGCCUGAGUUCCUCCACGACCUGGUGCUCAAAAUGAAAGCCUACAUCUUCACUCCGGGCGAUCUCAUCUGUCGCAAGGGAGAGGUCGCCAGGGAAAUGUUCAUCAUCGCCGACGGCAUCUUAGAAGUGAUAAGCGAGACGGGGAAAGUUCUCACCACAAUGAAGGCAGGCGAUUUCUUCGGAGAAAUUGGAAUCCUUAACUUAGACGGUCUGAACAAGCGAACGGCAGACGUCCGGUCGGUGGGAUACUCGGAGCUCUUCAGCCUCUCGCGCGAAGACGUCCUCAUGGCCAUGAAGGAUUACCCGGAGGCCCAGGAAAUCCUCCAAAGCCUGGGGCGCAAGAGGCUGAUGGAGGCGCGCCACCAAGCCUCCAAGUCGGGCUCCUCGGGCUCCAGCAAGCGAGGGACGCCUUCGCCCAACAAGGAGAGCGGCCUCGAGGACAAGAACGCCAAGAAGAUCGUGAGUCGGCUGCGCUCCGACGUGACCGCCAUCAGAAACGCCUUCAGGAGGAGUAAAGGGACCACCAGGUACACGGAGACAUUGGAACAAGACCAUAUUACAGAGCGCUCAACGGACAAUGAGACCCUCGAACUGGAGCCGCUAACGGCAGAACACCGCGCAAGCCUGGAGGACGAGGCGCCCGUCAAGCGUAUACUGAAACACCCAAGCCAAAAGCGACACUCUACUCGACUCGACAAGCGUGUGUCCUUCAGACACCCAAGUCAAAAGAGACAGUCAACUCGAGCCAGCAAGCGGGUGUCAUUCAGGAGGAUCAGCGGCCGCAGCGGCAGCGACUCCUCGACGGGGACGCGGGGCGUGCUCAAGCGGAUGGCCAGGGUCACCAGCGACGAGGUCACGCAGGCCGUGAGUCCGGGGCGGGUGCCGUCCAACGAGGAGCCGCAGGGCGUGCUGGGGGCGGGCCUGCCCCUCCUGCAGCGCCUCAAGCUCCUCGACGGCAGCCAGCCGCCGCAGGAAGGCGCCAAGGAAGAGCAGCCGCCGAAGCCGCAGCCGGAGAGACUGGUCAGCGUCGACAAGGAGGGCGCCAAGCCGAGCGAGGCCAAGGCCGAGGUCGUGGAGGCCAAGCCGCGGCCGGGCGGCCUCCUGAAGGGAAGACUCAGGGCGGCGGUGCUCACCAAGGCGCCGCCGCCGACACUCCCGAUCAUGGAGGUGACGCCGUCGGGAGAGGCUGCCUCGCCGUCGGCGUCGGCCGACAAGGACAAGGCCCCGUCGCCGACCGCCGAGGAGAAGGAGAAGGCCGACGCGGCAGCCAAGCCGACGGCCAUCAAUGACCUGAACAAAGGUGUCGAGAAAAAGUCUCCCGAAGGCGAAAACGGAGAUAGGUUAGGUAGUGAGAAACCCCUAGACUCAAAGGACAUUCACGCGAACAGUAACAGCGUGCAGGGCGGCCAGGCUUUGGAAAGAGCUUUCGGAAAACUUUUAUCGAAAAAGCUAAACACUGCCCCCAGGGAACGGACCAGUCCGACUGUGAUAGAGAACCCGGUAGACGAUGGACUCAAGGUGCAAAAUACAACGAGCAAAGAAAAGAUAAGUCGAAGUGAUAGUUUUAAGCGCGCCAUGGACGAGGGCCUCAUCCGGAGCACGGAGGAGCCGGACCUGAACAUCAAGCCGUGCGAGGAGCCGCACGAGGCCGAGGCGGCGCCCCCGGAGAGCGAGGCCGACGCCCCGACGCCGGAGACCGCCGACAAGAAGGCCGCGGAGGAGCAGGCGCUCGAGGCCGAGAAGAAGCUGGAGGCGGAGGGCAAGGAGCGGCUGGAGCGGCUCAUCAGGCGCUGCGGCAGCGAGCGCAGGAGGAGCAGCUCGCCCAAGCUCGCCCGCACGCUGACGUCUCGCCAGCACCACAGGGUCGACUCCCUCAAGGUACCAAGCGACGACGUCUCCCCCCCACUGUCCUCUCCCGAGAGCACCGAGACGCCGGAGAGAAAGUCUUUGAAAAGUAUAUUAAAACGCAUGUCUCGGGAGGACUCCAGAGGAAACCUAUUGCCCCCUGAUGGUGCUGAUCUUCGGAAACUCAUGAAAGCUCCGACGGUGGAAGGCUUUGUCGCCAGAAGAUCAAAGCUCAGUAAAUCCGUGUCGUUCCAGCGGAAGACCCUCGCCUCGCCGCCGCCGCCAGCUCUUCUGGACGAACUAAAGAGCUCGCAAGUUGACGGCUCUGGCAACGGGGCUCCCCUUAUUACCUCUGUGUUGCCUUCAGUUCCGUCUAAAGAGUCAGCGAAGGAAAGUCGAAGCGCGACCACGGACGGAGUCAACAAACUUAUGGCAAAGCUUGGUUCCAUGGGGCUGGACGGGUCCCCGGAUACUCAGACUCAGGACCUAGUCAUAGGUGUCAGAAAGAUUCUGAGAGACAAAAUGGAUGACGUAGAGGUUGCUUGGGUACAGCGGGUGGAAGAACUCCAGCAGCAGGUGGCGGCGAGGGACGCGACCAUCCGGCACUUGACCCACACGAUCUCGCGGCUCCAGGCGAGCGUGGGGGUAGAGCCCAGGAUAGCCGAGGGCAGCCUUCCCGCCGGAGAACUGGUUCCGUGCCCCUCCAUUAUUAGGUCGUCCUCGUCAGAUGCCAGCACGGACGGGUCGGACGAUGACGAGCCCCUCUUCAUGAGGUGUAACUCCAUUGAGUCUAUCAUCCACCAGUCCCCCGAGGAGUCUCCCGAGGGCGGCCACGUGCCUCUCGGCCCCCGACAAUCAUGGCCGAGGCAGGGUUCCUUGGAACAGGUCGGUCACAGAGCCCAUUUCGCUAAGUCGCUCGACGAUCCCCGAACCCACGGCCAGAUCGUGCUUGAUAUCGGAUCCUCCACCGACGAAGAACUCUACUCCUUUGACUCGGAUGAGGAUCACGUGAUCUAUGGGGACCUCAUGGGAGACCUUGAGGACAGCUUUGAGAAUGACUUGUCUGGUGCUGAGGAGGAGGACAUCUUCCCUGUGCUGCUCAGCUCACAAGAUUGGGAAGUCCAACUGCUCGCCAAACAGCUGGCGGAAGAGCAGCGAGGCGUAGCUCGACUGAUUGACCGGGACAUUGCUGAGGGACGCCUUGACUCAGCUUUGGCGGAGCUUCAUGAAGCUCUCGCAUCGGAUAAUCUGGGGCCUCUCAGUGAUAUUGACCUUGCAAGGUUAGAGAAAGCUGUCAGACGUGAACGCGAGAAGUUACGUAGAUAUGCCCGUAUGUACAGCUUAGAUGAAAGGCCCGUGUUAGAGGAUCAGUUUACAUCACUAUAUCGCAGUCGAUCUCAACUGCUUCUCAACCGCAGCUCCGAGCUGUGUCGCGCCGGGCCAACUGAAAGGCGACUGUCACUCCUGCUGGAUCAGUUAACCAAGAUGCCCCCAGCAGAGCAAUUCCUCCUGGACCGCCUGGUGUACACCACUGCCCGAAGGCGAAAACUCUCUCGUCAACGAUCCCUUUGCGACGAACAACUCGCUUCUUACGAUACUGCCUGCACUCCAAUCAGUAAUAAAUCAAAAUUCUCCAUGGCUGCCCGCCGGUCGAUGAGCGUGUGUUCUCCACCCCCCGGAUCGGCCCCGGCUGCCUUCAGAGAAACGCCUCCCCCCUCGGCCCCCACCUCCGGGCGGGGGUCCACGAGUGAGGGAGGUCCUCCCACGGUGUCGGCAAUGCUGGCUUCCUUGCAGCGAUCAGUGGUUGCCAUUUCCACCCGUGGUCGAGGCUCAACCAGUAGCCAAGGCUCUCACAAAGAAGGAGCCCCGCUUCUACGGCCACCUAGGUAACGCAGCAGUAGCAAUAUGAUGGUCAACUGACCGCAAGUCCACAGUAAUAAGUGACAGGAGCAAUAGCGGCAUUUGCCACAUCUGUCUGACUGCAACAAAACACUAAUCAAAAGUGUUCACAAGCUACAUGAUUAAGUUUUAUGAAAAAAAAAACAUAAACAGCUCAGUUUACUCAAUGUUGCAAUGCUUCAAACUGUAUAUCCUAAGUGAAACAAUUCAGUUAUGAAUAAAAGUAUUUGUUUUAUUAUUAUAUGGGCUGUUAUCAUAGAAAAUAAGCUGUUAUACUUCAUCCUCCCAUCAGCAUCAGAUCUGACUACAACUGCUACUGUUACAACUGAUAUUAACAAGACUGCUGCUCUAACGCGGUUGUUUGCUUAGGUAGAUAUAUCUCAAAGGGCUUCACUGUAUAGUAGAGCUUGAUUUCCAGUCACAACAAGCAAUGAAAUAUCCAAUUUAUUCCACAAUCGAAACUGCUCACGAAGAACUGUCAAGGCAGUUGCAGAAAAGCAUGAAACCCCAACAUAUAAACAUGAGGUUUUCACCAGCCUACAGUAAACUACCUAGCCUACAACUGCGCCAGCUACAUCAACUCCCUCAUUUUUUGCACUUCUUAGCUUGAAUUGUAUUAUCACAAAUUUGUAUCUACAUACCAUACAUCCUUGAAGCCACUAAAGGACGUGGUUCCAGGAGAAAGGCUCGGGUAACAAGGACAUUUCUAAACAUAGGUUUCUUUCUCCUCCAUAAAAAAAAAUAGUGUUCUUCAUAAACUAGUCAUUUUUCAUAAACAUAUUUCAACAGUAUUUGGAAUAGAUUGUUGUUCCUUCUACUUGAUUUAAAUGAAUUAUGAAAAAGAUAACACAUAUAAUACAAUGCUCAUAAGGCUUUGAGAUAUAUUAUCAGUGUAAAGCUUCCUACACAGUAUAUAAUACACUCAGAUCAUAGUUCUCUAUAUGCCAAGGAAACUACAAAUACUUUCCAUCCUCAUCCUCAUAUGUAUAUAUUUUAUACACAUGCACAUGCUACAAAUCAAAUAACUUUCAGACCCUUCAGCUGGAAUCUAAGGCAUGCAGCGUGUUAAGGAGGCCUUUGGCAUUCCACAUUGGAGAAAGACGACAGAUUUUCAUUCUUGAAGUGGAAUUCAUCUCACUCUGUUUCCACCAUACUGAGAGUUCCGUCUUGUCUGCAGUUAAUACACUUUGCUCCGAACAUAUAACAUUAAUGUUAAAUUAAUGAUCAAAGGCUUUGUUGACAUGCCAAUAGAGAACAUGGUAAUAAAGAUAUAUACAUUUCCAUGCAUAUAAUGUACAUAUAUGAAAAAGUAAUAUGUUAAUUUAGAGAAAGAUUAUUUAUGAUGCUAAUUAUUAUGAAAUAUUUGCUUGCAGACUUCAAUAUUGUUUAACAUGAAUAUAAAUCUGUAUGAAAAAAUCCCAAUGUUACAUUUUCACCUACAAAAGAGAAAGUACGUCAUUUAAGGUAAUUGCGACAGAUUUGCAGCAAAAAUAGCUUCAAAAUAAGAAUCAUCCCAAAAGACAGAGUGGACCCCACUUCCAAUCAUGUAAACCAAAAAUUGAACAUAAUUUUUACCGUGGAUACUCAUGUAAUCUGUCACAGUAGAAUCCUUAAUGAGAACUUUCCUUGUUUGCGUAUUACCUGGCAAACUGUUGAAUUUGCUUUAUAAAUAUGUUGUUUUCUAUACUAUAUGUAAAUAUGGGAAAUAGAUUUAUUUCACUUACAUGGAGA
Molecule: messenger RNA, 6980 nt
Organism: Penaeus monodon (black tiger shrimp)
Lineage: Eukaryota; Metazoa; Arthropoda; Malacostraca; Decapoda; Penaeidae
Biological process (GO): transmembrane transport; monoatomic ion transport
Cellular component (GO): membrane
Molecular function (GO): monoatomic ion channel activity; protein-containing complex binding
Source: RefSeq, a predicted model, not a curated record